AUGUGCGGCAUUUUCGCAUACAUCGGCGACAGACAGGCCGCCGCUUUGCUGGUCACUGCCCUGAAGCGCCUUGAGUAUCGCGGCUAUGACUCGGCCGGCAUUGGCAUCCAGGGGGGUCCGCUCAAAGUGCGGAAGAAGGUGGGCAAGGUGUCCAAUCUAGAGGAGGACGUGUCCAAGGCGGGUGACCAGGUGUCCGGCACCUGCGGCAUCGCGCACACGCGCUGGGCCACUCACGGCAAACCCUCGGACGUGAACUCUCACCCGCACACCACGGCGGACUCCAGCGUUGCGGUGGUGCACAACGGGGUCAUCGAAAAUCACCAGGCCCUAAAGAAGCAGCUGGCAAGCAAGGGCUACACCUUUGUCAGCCAGACUGACACCGAGCUGUUGGCUCAUUUGGUGAAGGACCUGAAGGGACAAAUGGAGAGCGCCAACUGGACACAGGUGGUGGCCACGGCCCUGCGGCUCUGCGAAGGCGCCUACGGCGUGGCCUUCAUUUUUGAGGACGAGCCAGAUUUGAUCAUUGGGGCCCGCAAGGGCUCGCCCCUGAUCCUGGGCGUCGGGGAAGGUGAGCACAUGCUGGCCAGCGACGCCUCCGCCAUCGUCGAGCAUACCAAGGACGUGGUGUACCUGCGCGAGGGGGAGAUUGUGGAGGUGCGUCGAUCCAGCUUCAAGGUCAUGGAGAUGACGGCGGUGGUGAAGAAGCUGGCGCAGCAAGAGUCCCCCCGCAGGCCCGACGUGGAGAACCCCAUCGUGCGCUUGGAGCUGUCGCUGGAGCAGAUCGAAAAGGGAGGCUUCAAGCACUUCAUGCUGAAGGAGAUCAUGGAUCAGCCCAAUGCCAUGAGGAACGCCCUGCGCGGCCGGAUCUACCAACCGGUGGACGCUGCGCCGGACGUCUGGGAGAUCAAACUUGGAGGCCUUGAGAAGGCCAAGGAGCGGGCAGUGGAUGGCAGAAGUCCGCUGGAACGGAUGGCCCACGCCAGUCGCCUCAUCAUCGCCGCCUGCGGCACCUCCUGGCACUCCGCGCUCAUCGCCAAGUGCGCCUUCGAGAAGUUGGCGGGCGUGCCCACGGAAGUGGAGUAUGCCAGCGAGUUCCGGUAUCGCAAGCCCUUGAUUUGCCAGUCCGAUUGCCUCAUUGCCAUCUCCCAGAGCGGAGAAACAGCGGACACCUUGGAGGCGAUCAAGAUGGCCAAGCAGUACAAGGCGUUGACCAUCGGAAUCGUGAACGUGGUCGGCUCCAGCAUUGCGCGCGAGACGGACGCGGGCAUGUACCUCCACGCGGGGCCGGAGAUUGGGGUGGCCUCCACCAAGGCCUUCACCUGCCAGGUCAUCGCGGUGCUUCUCAUGGCUCUGCGCUUGGGCAAGCAGCUGGGCACGCUGUCUGAGGAGAUGCUGCACACGUACUGCGCGGCAUUGAGCGCAGUGCCAGACAGCAUCGAGGAGUGGCUCAAGUCGCUUACGGAGCAGACCCGAGUAAUUUCGAAGUACUUCCGGCUGGCCACCAACGCCCUCUUCUCCGGCGUGGGGAUCCACUUUCCCGUGGCGCUGGAGGGCGCUCUCAAGCUGAAGGAGAUCUCCUACAUCCACGCAGAAGGGUUUCCGGCGGCGGAAAUCAGGCAUGGCGGCAUCACGCUCAUCCGGAACUUUGUGCCUGUAAUUUGCAUCGCAAUGAGGCAUGAUCCGGCCUACGAGCAGACGAAGCAGGUGGUCUCGGACUUCAGGGCGAAGGAUGCCGCUGUGGUGGUCAUCACGGAUCAAGGGAACCGGGACUUCGAUCAGGUGGCGCAGUUCGUGGUGCAGUGCCCUGAAACCAAGCUGGAGCUUCAGCCGCUGAUCAGCUGUGUACCGCUGCAGCUGCUGUCAUACUACAUUGCUGACAUGAGAGGAUGUUCUAUUGACCAGCCGCGGAAUCUGGCGAAGAGUGUCACGGUUGAGUGA
Effrenium voratum is the source of this 1938-nucleotide messenger RNA. Lineage: Eukaryota; Dinophyceae; Suessiales; Symbiodiniaceae. The record is from the annotation of a GenBank genome assembly.